Messenger RNA from Eimeria necatrix, 1461 nucleotides. RefSeq lists its product as hypothetical. The record is from RefSeq and is a predicted model, not a curated record. The transcript is spliced from 3 exons. Bases 1 to 1461 code for a protein of 486 amino acids. NCBI's taxonomy places the organism in Eukaryota, Apicomplexa, Conoidasida, Eucoccidiorida, Eimeriidae.
AUGGCGUUACUGCCGCCGGCAUCAGCAGCCGCCGGGGGCUGUUCACGUUCCUUAACAGAGAUACCAACUGCGUUUACAAAGAGAUUCGCAACUGGGUCGUUAAUAUGUGGCUUGUCGAAAAUGAAGUUUGGGACCUCUUCGGUGGUCUUGCCGCUUCGUGGCUUGACGCCUAUGGGGAGCCCUCUGUGUCAGAUGCAUAGCCGUGGAGACGUGGCUGCUACAACAGCUUGUCGCAGUUUCGCUCGUAUGCGUAGGACGCGGCAGCAGGAGCCACUUGUCCCGAGUGAUAGGAAUUCCACGGAAGAUGCAGGCGCUGAUGAUACGCUGACAGUUGUACAGCGAGUCCUGGCGGCAGCACAAGGCCUAGCUACACCACGUGGCAGCGCCUUCUGGGCGUUACAGCGAGAGCAAGUGCUAAAGUUGCUGGAGAAGGGGCAGCUUUCGCUGUCCACUGCUUCCCUGCUAGUUGCAGCUUUCUCAAGGGCGGGCGAACUGACGCCGCCAGUAGCCACUGCAGUGGCCCGAAAACUAGGUAAGGCAUUCCGAGCUGCCGCGCGAGGAGGCGCUGCUCCCCUGCUGCUGGAGGAGAAGCAAGUUCCCCAAGAAGAGGCUUUGUCGGAAGCCGAUGAAGCGGACUUUCGAGUCCAUUUCUCAGAUGCUGCGACAGUUUUCCUUGCCAUGAAAGAAGCAAACUUGCUGACUGACCGCUCCGUGGAAACUGCAGCUCAAGCACUGCUGCAGGAGUUGUUGAACUGCGUGCAGCCCCAGUGGGCCGUUAUGACCUUCAGUCAGCUGCGCCGGCUGCUGCUGCUGUUGGGGGCCACAGCAGAGCCUUUGGGCCUUAGCGCAGUAACAGCACAGGAGCUGCUAACAGUGACAAAGAAGCAGCUGAGGAAAAUGCAGAAAAGUCGCCAACUGGUCGAGGAGAGACGCUUCGGGGAAAGUAUUGCAUUGCUUUGGCCCUUAGCAGCCAUUUCGGACGCCCUAAAACUGCCGCUUCCGGAUAAAAUAAGUCACCAAGCAGCAGCUGGCUUCUCUGCAUGGAACAGCACAGAAGAUGCCAUGGAGUUGCUAAGAAGAGAUAGAGACAUAGUGUUGCAUCUUUUGAAAGACCAUCUUUACCGCGCGAUUUCAUCUCGGCUGCCCUGCAGUCCCUUCGACCUCGCGCUUGGCUUUGUUGGCUUAGACCGACUGGGCCAGCAAAUAAGUGCAGAGUACGUAUUGGCCGCCUUCUCUGCAGCAGCCGGAGCGGCGACUGCUGAGCAACUUUGUCGUCUAGGGAGGGACAUCCUGUUGACAGGAGCCCGCCAAAAAGCUCUGUGGGAUGCAUUCGCCGUUGCGGCGGAUGCUGCUCUCCGGCAACUGCAGCAACAAGAUGUAGGUGAACAGCGAGGCAGUAUACCCGAGUUUGUCGAAGCAGAAUUGCGUCAGUUGCUACACUUUUCUGGCCGAACGAAUUAG